Messenger RNA from Blumeria graminis f. sp. triticale, 762 nucleotides. The record is from the annotation of a GenBank genome assembly. NCBI's taxonomy places the organism in Eukaryota, Fungi, Ascomycota, Leotiomycetes, Helotiales, Erysiphaceae.
AUGAUUAGCUCUAAAAGCUGGUCAUUAAGACUCAUAUAUCGAUAUGAAAGUCAAUGUCUGAGCUCUAUUCGCUCCCAUACUACGAAUCUAGUAUAUCAAUCGUCGAUACGGAGAUUCCAUAAACAAAAUGCAGCUGCGUCUACUUUGCCGAGGCCAAGUCAGGCUUCCUAUCAGGCGCAAAACACUUCGAGCUUGUACUAUAUACUUAGCACCAUACUUGGGACUGUAGCCUUGUCCUAUGGCUCCGUGCCCAUGUACAAAAUGAUCUGCCAAACGACAGGGUGGGGAGGACAACCCAUUAAAGCACCAGGUCAUGGAAGCAAUACUGAUUCAAGUGAUCCCUCCGAACGACUUCGUCCCGUUACGACUGCCCCAAGGAUCCGCAUUACUUUCAACGGAUCUGUGUCGGAUGUUCUUCCAUGGAAAUUUGUACCGCAACAGCGCGAAGUGCGGGUCCUUCCAGGAGAGACAGCAUUGGCGUUCUACACAGCAACCAACCAAAGCAAGGAAGAUAUCAUUGGAGUUGCAACUUACAGCGUAACGCCAGCGCAAGUUGCACCAUACUUCAGCAAGAUCCAGUGUUUUUGCUUCGAAGAACAGAGGUUAAAUGCAGGUGAGACGGUUGACAUGCCUGUGUUUUUCUAUAUUGAUCCGGACUUCGUCAACGAUCCAAGCAUGAAGAAUAUUGAACAGGUUACACUGAGCUACACAUUUUUCAAAGCACGGUAUGAAAAGAGUGGUCAUUUAGAACCAGUAGCCUGA